Molecule: messenger RNA, 4583 nt
Organism: Apis cerana (Asiatic honeybee)
Lineage: Eukaryota; Metazoa; Arthropoda; Insecta; Hymenoptera; Apidae
Product: E3 ubiquitin-protein ligase RNF13
Source: RefSeq, a predicted model, not a curated record
CGGUGUACAUCUUACUGCACAUUCAUAUUAUCUACAAUAUUACGUGUGUAAAUGCAUGUAUAUGCACGUACGACCGAUUCAACGUCUCCUGUGUGUCUUACUUAACGUGUUUUUCUGGAUGAAAAAAGAUAGAAAAAUACUAGCUAGCAUUAUUUUGUUCAUGGAUACAUUAAUAUUUUAGAACUAAAUGUAAUAUAUAAUGAAGCAAUUAAACAAAUUUUUAAUAAAAUAUUAAGGUUGACAAGGCAAUUUGACAUUUUAAAACAUGAAACAGUGUUGUUUAAGCCACCAACUUCAACUGUGGCUUAUGUUUCUUGUCUUUUGUGUAAUGUGCAAUAGAGCAGAUAUUUUAGUAUUUUCUGCGGCUGCAAGACAUCAAAUUGAAGAAGAAUUUAGAGAUAUGCCUGCCAGAUUUGGAGGUUUGAUACCAUCUGAAGGAAUUAAGGGGAUGGUUGUGUAUGCAGAACCGGCUACAGCAUGUCAUGAAAUACAGAGUCCUCCUAAUAGUACGAGUUAUAUUGGUAAUUGGAUAUCUUUAAUUGCUCGCUAUAAUUGUAGUUUUGAAAGAAAAGUACGAAUGGCUCAGAAAGCUGGUUAUGAUGCUGUAAUUAUACAUAAUGUAAACAGCAACAAAUUAGAACCAAUGUUAGCUAAAGAUCCUACAGGAAUAAUAAUACCAUCAGUAUUUGUCAGUGAAAUUACAGGAUUGAUUAUUAAAGAAAAUUAUUUAUAUGAUGAAUUGUAUUUUAUAUUAAUCAAUGAUGACAGUCCAUUCAAUAUAACACAUUUACUUUUGCCUUUUGCUAUUGUCGUAGGGAUAUGUUUUCUAAUCAUGGUUAUCUUUAUGAUUGUUAGGUGUAUUAAAGAUAGAAGAAGACAGCAAAGACAUAGAUUACCUAAUUCAAGUUUGAAAAAAAUUCCUACGCACAAGUAUACAAAAGGUGAUCCAUAUGAAACAUGUGCUAUUUGUUUAGAUGACUAUGCUGAGGGUGAAAAAUUAAGAGUUUUACCCUGUGCACAUGCAUAUCAUACAAAAUGUAUUGACCCUUGGUUAACAAAAAAUCGUAGAGUUUGUCCUGUUUGUAAGCGAAAAGUUUUUGCAGCGGACGAACAAGUUGUUACUGACGAAAGUGAUUCGGAUGCCGAUGAUACGACACCUUUGAUUCGAGAAGGUCAUCAAGGUACUCAAGGUGGAACAUUUUCACGACAAAGAGAGAAUCCUUUUAAUCGUGCCAGAAGAUCGCAAACAAGACAACACGAUAUAAUUCACUUCAAUAGCAGUUCUGAUUCUGAAGAAUUAUUAGAUACAACAGAUGAAGAAGCUAGUAUAAGUGCUGGAGAACCAUCUAGUGGCACUGUUUUCAGGCCGUUUGAUAUUCAUAGUAUUAAUGGCGAAUUACCGGACUUGGAAUGUUCUGUGAGCAGUACUAAACCACAUACAGUAAAUUUAUAUACAGAUGUUGAAGAAUUUCCAGCCCCUGUUGUUCAAAUUACAAAUUGCAAUAUACGAACAAAUUCACAAACAUCGAAUUCGGGCGGGUCUGUACCAAUCGAAAGUGAAGCUACAAAUUUUAUUAAUACAGAUUCUGAAGAGAUCGAUAUUCAUGUAUAAAAUUCGGUUAUAUCUAUUUUUUAUUAUAUAUCUAUAUAAUCAAUAAGAUUGAUAUGUUCUUUUAAGACAUUACAAAAUCUGAUAUAGACUGUUAAUAAUUCAUAACUAUAUAAAAAAAAGGCAUUUUGAAUGCUUUAAGAGCUUCAUCUUUUAUUUUAAAGAACGAAAAAAAUAUUUAUCAUUAUUUCUUCUCUAUUAACUAUACAAUAGUUUUCAUCGCAAAUUUAAAUUUAUUUCAUUUGUCUAAUAUUAGGGUAUUCCAUAAGUUUCUUUUUUUUUUUGAUACGAAAUGAAUACAUGAUAUUUGUUGUUUAAGAUUAAUUUAUUGCAUUAUAUAUGAAUUGUUCUACUCUAUCACUUUCUUCCAUCUCUCAUUAGAAAGCCUCAUUAUUCGCUUUUUCCAAAAUUGUUGGGGUUUAUUUGCAAAAUAUUGCUCAAGGUACCUUUUUUAUUUCACUUACAGAGUGGAUUUAUUAUGGAGAAAAUUUUUUUAAUAAGAGAAACAAGUAAUAGUUGGAUAGAGCAAGAUCUAAGGAAUACAGAAGAUGUAAUAGAAUGUCCCAAUCAAUUUAUAACAGCUUUUCUUUUACAGUCAAUGCAACAUGCGGUUUUAUAUUGUCGAUUCGCCAGUUUUGACCUACUACUUGACUUGGCGUCCUUCAAUUUAUCAAGCUGAUUGCAAUAUUUUUCAGAAUUGAUGAUUUCAUUUUGAGACAGGAGCUCAUAGUAUUACACUUUUCUAAUCCCAUCAAAUGGAUAAUAAAAUUUUCUUCGGGUGAAAUCCAGGUUUCGCGACAAUUGACAGUUUAUUAUUCUUAAAUCAAAUACAUUUUUAAUACAUAUUUUCAUAGAAAAUCCAAGUCUCAUCUCCAAGUCUGACAAGUCUCUUUAAAAAAUCUCUUUCAUGUCGUUGGAAAAGGAAAUCGCAUAUAAAGAUGCGGUUCAUAAAAUCGCGCUUUGUCAAUAGCUAUGGAACCCAAACUUCACAUUGAUUGAUAUAUCCCAUCUUGGUCAGAUGAUUAUCUAUCAUUUUCCUGGAAAUGUUAGUGGUAUCUAUUAUUUCUUACAUUAUAUCGCGGAUUUUCAGCGAGCAUAGCCUUGAUAAAAUCCGUAUUAUAUUCAUCGUUGCAGCUGCGAUCUUCAUCUUUCAAGUCAAAAUUGCCUUCUCUAAAUCUCUUAAACUUCUUAAUUAAAUCUCUUCUUAAAUGUCUUAAUUGUGGAUGAUCGUAAUAGUUACAUACCAUCGUAAAAGAGUAAUAGAGUACCACUCCCGUAAACAGUACAAAUCUCAUCUGCAAUAUCAUUUGUAUUAUCAUCUUUUUUUUUUAAAUAAUAAAGCAUAAUAUGUAGCAAACGUUCCCUUCCGGCUAUUCAUAUUAAACAGAAAUAGAAAAAAGUUUUAAAAGAGAUUGUAUCAUGAACGAAACAUACUUUAAAGAGUUCUAAGAUGACUGAAAUGAACCAAUGCCGUAUGACAAAAUAUAUAAUAGAUAAGUCUGUUCAUAUAAAAAUAACCAGUUAAAGUCAUUCCUAACGAGGUGUGGAAGAAACUUAUGGGACAUUCUAAUAUUUACUGUUUUUUCAAGCAUUUUUUUUACAUCAUAAAUUUUAUAUAUAGAUAAAUGAAAAUUUCUUCUUGAAAAUGAUUUGCCAUCAUUUUAAUAGUAAGAAUCAUUGUUAUCUUUAGCUUGUUUUAAUUAAAAUUUAUUUUAAAUAAUAUGAAAAUAAUUAUUUAAUAAUUAAGACUUUAAAUUACUUUUUUUUUUAAAUUUAUAUCUGUAUAAUCUAAUUUUUCAAAUAUUCGUUAGUUUAUAAAAAAUAUCAAAAUAUUAAAACAAUUCAAUUAAAAUUAUUACUAAUUAUUUAAAAUAUUCAUUUGUUUUAAUCAAAAUUGAUAAACAUUUGUAAACUAAUAUUGAAACAUUUAAGAUUAAUGUUUAUUUAUAAUUUUAUAUGGCCUAGAUAUUUUAUUUUAAAACUUUACUUUUGAUUAUCAUAUAUUUAUCUUUUCUUUAUUUAGUUACCAUAGUAUAUAGAUUUUGUUUAAUAGGCAAUUAGAUUCUUUAUUCCAUAAAUGUUAAGUAAUGAUCAUUGGCAAAUAUAUAUAUAUAUUGCCAAUAUAUUGCCAAAAUAUAUAUAUAUAUAUAUAUAUAUAGCAAAUGAAUGAAAAAAAAAUAUAUUUUUUAACGAUAUGAUUCAUAACAUAUAUUUGUAAAUAUUAUAUUUGUUAUUGUAUAUACAUACACAUAUAUAUAUAUAUAUAAAUUAGAAAACCAAAAAUAGAAUUUUCUUUUAUGCAGGACAUAUAGAAAAAUAUAGAAUCUAAAUAUAUAAUAAAAUUCUAAUGGUAAUAUCUUGGAUGUUACAUGUUAUAUAAAUCGAAUUAAAUUUUUUAAAAAAUUGUAGAAAUAUGAUAAUGAUAAUUCUAAUAUUGAUAAUUAAUUUUCUAAAAAAACAAAUACAAAAAAAUAUAAUUGGAUGUUUUUGACAUGUCAUUUUCUAUACAUAUUCUGUAAAUUUGUCUAUAUUAAUAGAAAAGAAAAUUUUUUUUAGCCAUUUCCUAAUAAUAAUGACAAGAAUUAUGUAAAAUAUUGUCAUUAAGAAAAAAUAUUGUGACAGAAGACAUAUAAGUAAUAGUGGAGAUAUAUAAAUAGAAAACAUAUAAAUAAUUAAUAUAAAUUAGGAAAUGGUUGCUGUGAUUUAAUUGAUAUUUAAAGAAAAUCUUUCGGAAGAAAAGAACAAAGGAAAUAUUGUAUAAAACUGUGUAAAUAAUAAUAAAUAACUGGUAUGUGUGAUCUUAUUGUGCAUGCAGGCGCUCGUAUGUAUGUAUGUACAUGUAUGUAUAUUUUACAAUAUUAAAGAAUGAAUUUUUACUUAACCAUUAUGAUAUCCAAACCGAAAGAUUAGACUUGCUAUCAUUUUAUUGUUUAAUGCUAGAUGUAUUAUUCAGAAAAAUAAAGAAAUAUUUAUA